Molecule: messenger RNA, 3085 nt
Organism: Medicago truncatula (barrel medic)
Lineage: Eukaryota; Viridiplantae; Streptophyta; Magnoliopsida; Fabales; Fabaceae
Product: probable zinc transporter protein DDB_G0291141
Exons: 1
Coding region: 75-2792 (905 amino acids)
Biological process (GO): transmembrane transport; zinc ion transport; intracellular zinc ion homeostasis
Cellular component (GO): membrane; Golgi apparatus
Molecular function (GO): zinc ion transmembrane transporter activity
Source: RefSeq, a predicted model, not a curated record
UCUGAAAUUUAGCACAGUCUUCAAAACAAACACUGUCACUCUCUAUUGAUUAUUCUUCAUAUUUUUUUUCCACCAUGACCGAUUUCCACCACCACCACCAACACCGCCCCCACCGUCUCUCCGUUCCACCACGCACCACCACUCCAAACCCUAACCCUAACUCCACCUUCCUCUAUUCCAGCCCAACCCUAACCCCAACACCAACCCCUUCCAAAUCAAAACACCGUCUUUCAUCAUCUUCAUCAUUCUCCUUCAAAUCAAACCCUAACCCUAAAUCCAAUUCAAAAUCAAUUUCCUUCAUCUUCCUUCUUCUAUUCUCUCUCCGUUCUCUUUACUCCCUUUUCCCUUUCCUUCGUUCUUCUUCACCUUCCUUUUCUCUCUUCCCUUUUUCCUUCCUCGUUUCACUUCUCUCCUUUUUCCUUACUCUCACUUUCUCUCUCUUUUCAUUCUCUUCUUCCAAGCACCCUUUUGUUAAAUCCAAACAAAAAUUAUUACUUUUCAGUUUUUCAUCAAUCACAAACUCUCAGCAGAGAAUUUUGAUAUGCAAGUCGAUUUUAUUGGCUUUGGUAUUUCUGUUACGGUUUUCGGCUUUGAGAUAUUGCGGUACUGCUUCGAUGAUUAUCGCGGAGUUUAUGGGGACCGUGGCAGCUCGUCGGUUUCAAAGAAAUCGGAGAAAUAGUUUCGGUUGGGUUGAAAUUCGCGGGUUUUUGUCGUUGUUUUUGGGUUUGUUUAUGUUGUCAUUUGGAUGGGAUAGGAUAGAGUGUUUUCCAUUUGGUGGAAAUGGGGUUGAUAAAUGUGUUAAGGUUUGGCAAUUGUUGCUACCAUUUUUGGCUGGUUUUCUUGCUUGUUAUGAACAAUGUGUUUCGGUUGAUGAUUAUGGUAGUUUUAAGCAAUUGGAUCGGAAACGGGUUCGGUUGAUUACGCUUUUUUUCACUACAAUUGUGCUAUUUGUUCCUGCUGUGAUUAGUUUUUUUGUUUAUGAAAGUGGGGAAGAUAGUGUUGCGUUCGGGAAUUUGGUUUGGCCAUUGGCGAAUACUGUUGUUUUCGGCGUGCUUUUGAGUGAGAAUUAUUUUAGUAGUGGUGGUGGUGGUGAUGAUUUGUUGAGUUUUAAAGACUCUAAAAGAGAGUUUUUGGUGAUGUUUAUGUGUACUUUGAUAUUGGAGCUUUUUUAUUAUCCUAAUAUUUCACUUUGGGGUUUGUUGAUUUGUGGUUUAUUGCUCUAUGUGGCUGUUAGAGAUUUGGAUCCUUUUGAUUCCAAUGGAAUUGGUUUUGAAGACGAGUCUUCGCAGUUUUUAAGUGAAAUGGUUAUGAAGCCUAUUAGACAUAUAUUAAGCGAGAGGAAAUCGAGAAAAAUUGCGCUUUUUCUUUUGAUCAAUGCUGGGUAUAUGGUUGUGGAGUUUGUUGCUGGGUUUAUGAGCAAUAGUCUUGGGCUGAUAUCGGAUGCGUGUCAUAUGUUGUUUGAUUGUGCUGCUUUGGCAAUUGGGUUGUAUGCUUCGUAUAUAUCUCGUUUGCCUGCGAAUAAUCACUAUAACUAUGGUCGGGGUAGAUUUGAGGUUCUGUCGGGAUAUACUAAUGCUGUUUUUCUGGUUCUUGUUGGAGCAUUGAUAGUGGUCGAGUCGUUUGAGAGAAUAUUGGAUCCUCAAGAGAUUUCGACUAAUAGUUUGUUGGUUGUUUCUGUAGGAGGGCUUGUAGUGAAUGUCAUUGGUUUGAUAUUCUUUCAUGAGGAGCAUCAUCAUGCUCACGGAAUGUCUGGUGGAUCAUGCUCACAUUCGCAUUCACACUCGGAGUUACAUAACGAUCACUCCCACCAUCAUCAUGAAAGACAUGAAAGCAACCAAGAAUUCAUUUCGGUUUCCACUGAUUGCAAAGAUAUUUCAUGCUCCAGUGAUCUUGGACAUCAUAAUCACUCUAGUCAUGAGAAGAAAGUUGAGUUCCUUGCCGAUAAUCGCAGCAUUCAGAGCUUUAAGCAUCAUAACGAUGAUGCCCGAAAACACAAACUGCAUGAGCAUGGUCAUGACCAUCAUAACCACACUGGGCAGCAUGACCACCAUGAGCACCCUCACGACCAUCAUAGCCACACCAGUCACCAUGACCACCAUGAACACCCUCACGACCAUCAUAACCACCAUGACCACCACGAACAUGCUCACCACACCGGUCACCAUGACCAUGACCACGACCACCAUGAUCAUAAUCACCAUGUCGACCAUCAUGACCAUAAUCAUCAUGCAGGGCACCACGACCAUAGUAGUGAUUGUCAUGAUCACAAUCACCAUGACCAUCAGCACCAUGAUGCUGACCAUCAUAAUCAUGAUGCGUUACCUGUUAACAAAAAGCACAGUCAUCGCCACAUCGAUCACAACAUGGAAGGGAUAUUCUUACAUGUUCUUGCAGACACAUUGGGGAGUGUUGGUGUUGUUAUAUCCACACUAUUAAUCAAAUACAAGGGAUGGCUUGUUGCUGAUCCAGCCUGCUCAAUUUUCAUUUCAGUUUUAAUUGUAUCCUCAGUGAUACCUUUACUCAGAAACUCAGCCGAAGUUUUGCUCCAAAGAGUUCCAAGGGCACAUGAGCAUGAUCUGAAAGAUUCCUUAUCCGAUGUUUUGAAGAUAAAGGGUGUUUACGGAAUUCAAAAAUUCCAUUCAUGGAGCUUCACAAAUACAGAUGUAGUAGGGACACUGCAUCUACAUGUCGCAACCGAUACCGACAAGAUAUCGGUGAAGUCUCAGGUUUCACAUCUAUUGCACAAUGCUGGAAUAAAAGAUUUAACUAUGCAGGUGGAAUGUGUUAGAUAAUAUUGUUUAGAGAUUGUAAUUAUCACAUCUUUGAUUAGUGAAUAUGCAUGCAUACACACUAUUUGGAACAGGAUUAUACUUUCUGAUCAUUGGAAUGUUUGAAGAUAGAUAUUACAACUUAAAUUUCUGUCUGUUUUCAUUUCUUAGAUAAUUGGUUUUGUUAUGUGAUCUGUUUUUUGGGAUCCAACUAGCUGCUGAGUUGUAACUUGUACAGAAAUGUAACACGAUCAUAGGCUUUCAAAAAGAAUAUAAACAUUUACAUUUUUAUGCCAUAGUAAAUAUUGUUCUACUCA